UCACACCCAUUUACGGACGUUAGUGACAUUUCCCCUCACUCUUUGUUUUGACUUAAUGACACAAUAAAGGCUCGAGUCGGGUUCGGUGGUUGGAGGCGUUCAAGUUUGAAGCGUGGCUGCGUUGGUGGUGUGUUAAGUAGGUAGUGUUGUCUUUUUUUUUUUUUCUUUUUUUCUUUUUUUUUUUAAAACUUCAUCCUGCAAGGAGGCAAUGAGUGUGAACCUGCCGGACUUGGGACCGAAAACGAGGGAAGAAGGCAAUGCUGCAAUGUGCAAUGGAAAAGCAUCUUCAGCUUGCUCUCUGCCAGCAAUCUUCACCGGGCAAAACAAGUACCAUGCACACAAAACCUUAGAGGACAUGCUGGUUCCAUACAGGAGUGGAGAUUACCGGCUGAAGUUCCCUGCGAUCAGCGAGGAACCAAAGACUUAUGAACUGACAAAAAACCUCAAAAUUAAAAAUCUAAAGAGACAAAACGGUGACCUACAGCUGGAGCUGGUGGUAGUCAAGACGCAGUCCAAAGUGAUGAAAAAUGUCCUCCAUCGACACACGGUGGCAGUGCAGGAAUACCAACGAUUAGAAGGCAAUUUAUCUCAGAUACAAGAUCAGCACAUCAACGAGGUCAAGGGCAUGCGAAACUUGCUCAGGAAGACGCGCUCCAGCUGUGACGUGCUGGCAAAGAAGCUGCAGGACUCCGAGAAGGAGUUGUUGGACUCAAAAGACAAGAUCCUGCAGCUCGAAUUGCAGAUCCUACAUAAUCCCUCCAUGCUGGAAAAGGAAGAGCUCAGUUGCAGGUUGGAUGAGGCUACCAUAGAUCUGAAGGAGAAAAACAAGCGGAUAUGGGAAUUAGAGAGGAAUAACAAGUUGCUUCAAAGCACACUCCAUCGCCACAUAGCAGAAGAGCAAAAAAAGCUGUCCAAGACCAACGAUGUGUUCUACUGUCUGCAAGCACGAGUUUAUGAGUUAACCAAAGAAAUUCAAGAACGACAGAAAGAACUGGAUCACCACAACCUACCUGCUCUCAGAUUCCAACAUUUGGCAUACAAAAAAGAAACAUUUGACAAGAUGGUCCAGACUGAUGAAAUAGUCUCUACACCCAGUGAGGAUGGGAGUCCGGUCAAGUCGGAUUCUUCCGAGCCUGACGAUGAGUUGCAAAAAUGGCUGAGAUCAACCAGCACAGAUAAUGUACCAAUGGGGUCGUUAGCAGUUAAAUACCUUAAGAGGAAUGUGGAGCAAAGGGAGAAAUUUACAGACUUUAAGGAAAUCCCUGAUCGCCAAAUGGCAGGAGACUGCGGUGAAAGAAACAAGGUAACAGAGGCUUCACAGGAGCCUGUAGACGAGGACCAGGAUCAGGAUUGGACGCAACAAUGUCCAGGCUCAUGCAUAUUUGCUCACACUAUCGUCACAACACCACCUCAACAAAAAGGACACAAACACAUCCAAUUUCGCCGUAAGUACGCGUUCACACCAGUGACUAAAAAUCUGCAUUUGGGGAAACCAGCCUACAGCGGUUUGGACCAGAGGUCACUUGACAGUCAGACUCUUAGACACUCACCAAGUUGGAAAUCAGUCAUCAAUACAGAAGAAGAAGAAGCCCCUCAAUAUGACUGCCCGGCUACCCAAAUGGAGCUAGGUCCUUUUACCUCAAAUCAUGAUGACAAUUUUGAGUCUCCCAGUGGUUCACACACAUGGAGUUGAUAUUUCUACAUGUUGAACAGUGUUGCGAAGUCUCCUCAUUCAGCAAAGUCGUAAUUGGCUCUCUUAAAUGUAGCUAGAAGUUGUUGUGACCUUCAUUUACAUAUUUGUUUGCAUUUGGAUUUGUUAAAAUCCAAAUAAUUUUGAUACUUGUAAGAGCAGACUGUUCUGUCGCGUUCCAGCAUAACUUUAUAAAACAUGUUGGCAUGACAACUAAACACAUGUAGUAGGGUGGGACAGAACAUAAAUCAUAAUUUCCCGAAAUGUUUUUGUACAACUGCCUCAAAAGUAAAAUAAAACUUCAAUCCCUCAUCAUUUGUUACAUCUUGUGCAAUGUCAGCUAACAACUUGAGACUUCAGGUCAGUUAGCAUACAAUAUUUAGUUUUUUUUGUGACACUACCACAGAAGGAUAACAAUGAUUGUAAAGAGGGGAAGUAUGACAAUCAUAGAACUCAAAAUGAAACUUAUUGCAACCAAGAAGGUUUCUGGUUCCUCAGUACAAUAUUAGGAACACAAGCAUCGAUAUCUUGCCCAAAAUAAUGUUACCAAGUCGAUGCUGUGCCAAUAUACAAUUACAAUACAAAACAUACUGGUCUGAUUCUGGUGGUACACAAUGGUUAGCAUUUAUGGCAAUGCUUUGCAAGUAACUUCCGCUUCCCGAUUAUGUGUCCGUCAGGUGUUUUUAAAGGGUGAGAUAUUUUACUUUAUUUUAGUUUUCAGUCUACAAUGCUUAAAUUGCUGUUACUUUUGAAUGCUUACAUUUUUGGAGCCUCCAUGAAACAUACAGUAUCGCUAAGGGCCCCCCACUCUUACAUAAAUGAAUAGGCGAGGCGGAGCGAGGCAUGCCGUUGAAACUCUUAUUAUUAGGAUUUAUUUAACCAAUAACCAAUUUAUUAUUUAUUAUAAUGUGUAGGUCAUAGUACAUUUUUUUGGUUCAUCCUGAAAUGUCACCCAAAAGUCCAAUAUUACUAACUUCUUGUAAGCAGUACAU
Messenger RNA from Phyllopteryx taeniolatus (common seadragon), 2682 nucleotides. Its product is annotated as lebercilin-like protein. Gene Ontology annotation, biological process: intraciliary transport. NCBI's taxonomy places the organism in Eukaryota, Metazoa, Chordata, Actinopteri, Syngnathiformes, Syngnathidae. The transcript is spliced from 8 exons. The record is from RefSeq and is a predicted model, not a curated record. Gene Ontology annotation, cellular component: axoneme. The coding region runs from base 209 to 1693 and encodes 494 amino acids.